Molecule: messenger RNA, 1479 nt
Organism: Nelumbo nucifera (sacred lotus)
Lineage: Eukaryota; Viridiplantae; Streptophyta; Magnoliopsida; Proteales; Nelumbonaceae
Biological process (GO): regulation of flower development
Cellular component (GO): nucleus
Molecular function (GO): protein binding; DNA-binding transcription factor activity
Source: RefSeq, a predicted model, not a curated record
UUGGACAUCGAGACUCAGUCUUCCUAUUAUAAUCUCAUUUCCUUCCAAUCUCACAACCGAGCGCUUUUAGUUCUUGUCCUCUGUUUCAAACCCAAAGAAUAGGCACGGAGAAGUGAAGCAAAGAGAAAACGAAUUCAGACUUCUCCUUCGCUUACACGGUCAAUUCUUUUACUCUAUGUCCUCUGAACUUUUCCUCUUCGAUGGCCCUUUCUUUCGAAGUUCAAGUUCCGACAUGGUUUCCUCCGAUGCGGACUUGCAGUUCUUGUUGGAGCCUUUCCAUCCUUUUGCUGAACUACCCUUUGAUAUCCUCAAUGCCUUCUCCGACGACCCAGGCCUUCAAUUUCUGGCCGACCCAUCACCCCCCGCCCACCAAAGCCCGUAUGAUAUCGUCUCAUGUUCUCCCCCAAGCCAACAGCUAGACAAUUUAUCACUGAGCCCCACGACCUCUGUUCCCUCUGCUGUCGAGUCGGCUGUUGGUAAUACUCCAUGUUUAUUUGUUUUGGAUGACUUUGGAGUGAAAGCGGAGGGGGACUACAUGAAUUUUAAUAAUUUUCGUAUAGCUUCUACUUUUUCAAACGGUCAUGGUACUGGGAAGGGAACAGGGAUGAUGCAGAGGAGCUUCAGUAGCCAAUCUCUUGACCGAAAACCGAGUUUCUUCCAACCUUGUUUCAAUCCUCUCAUGGAAACCCCAAAUUUCCAAUUCCAGCCUGUGAGUUCGCAUGAAAAAAGUAAAACAUCGGUACCCAUGAGAAGGGUUUGCAGUACUGGAGAUUUACAAAGAAUCAAAGGAACGCAGCCAAACAAUCAAUUCUUCUCAAGCCCCUUAAGCACCGAGAAUUCGUUUACAGAAGAAGCUGGGUUCAAAGUCGGACGUUACAGUGCAGAGGAAAGGAAACAGAGGAUUGACAGGUACAGAAGCAAGCGCAACCAACGAAAUUUCAACAAGAUAAUAAAGUAUGCCUGUCGAAAGACACUAGCCGACAGUAGGCUUAGAGUACGUGGAAGAUUCGCCCGUAGCGAUGAAACUGCAGAGAUUCCCAACCGAGAUGAAGAAGACAAGCAUUGGAUUGACGGGUUCCACGAGGAUGAAGAGGAGACGAUGAGAGCAGGGUUCACCAAAAGCUUGGGCAACACUCGGCCUCAGUAGUAGGAGUCGGAAUUAUAAUGGCCGUGGUCUGUAGGUGGGGUUGAAGCAUUCUUCUUUUGUGGCAAGGGCUAUCUAAAUACAGCGCCGAUGGUUCAGCCUUCAGGUCUUGACUCCGGGGGUCUAUUGGGAUGACAAUUUUCACCCUACCCCGCCGGCAAAAUUGGUGUUUGGGCAGGGACAUGUUUUGGAAUUUUAUAAUCCAUAUGUAUACGGGUAGGGCAUGGUAUUAAGCCAAACCCGUCCUCACUUGGACAAUGGAUAUUAUGUAUUAUGUGUUUAAUUUAAUAAUGUUUUAUGAUACAUUAAAUUUAAUAAUAUUUUGAAUUAUAGGA